AAUAAUCGAACACGUACUAUUCCUAAUAUCAGUUUCAACAGACUUUUCCUUCUUUUUACUCUAGUAAGGUAUGGGAAUGAAGAACAUAGCAGUGCGAGUGCUCUUGUCAAUUUCUUUGGUAAUUCAAUGUAUUAUUGCUCAAGCCCUAGCCACCCCAAAAUACUAUGAUUUUGUUUUGAAAGAGAGCAAUUUCACGAGGCUAUGUAAUACCAAGAGCAUGCUAACUGUCAAUGGCAGUUUUCCAGGACCAACAAUUUAUGUUAACGCUGGCGAUACUAUCUAUGUCAACGUUCACAAUCAAGGGAAUUAUGGUUUCACGAUCCAUUGGCAUGGAGUGAUGCAGCCAAGGAAUCCGUGGUCAGAUGGCCCUGAAUAUAUCACACAAUGUCCCAUCAACCCUGGAACAAACUUCACUUACCAAGUUGAGUUUACUACUGAAGAAGGAACCUUAUGGUGGCAUGCUCAUAGUGAUUGGACGCGCUCUUCCAUCCAUGGUGCCAUUGUUAUCAAACCUGCUCCUGGAAAAACUUAUCCAUUUCCAGAACCGGAUGGAGAGGAAGUCAUCGUUUUUUCUUCAUGGUACAACAAAGAUGUGAACUCCAUGGUCGAUUAUAUACUCAAAACAGGAACUGAUAAAUCUUUAAUAUCUAAUGCUUACACCAUCAAUGGCCAACCGGGAGAUUUCAAAGACUGCUCCAAAGAGUCCACAAUCCGCAUGAACUUUGAGUAUGGCAAGACUUACCUUCUUCGCCUGGUAAACGCAGUGAUGAACAGAGAUCUUUUCUUUAUGAUAGCGGGUCACAACCAGACUGUUGUAGGAUGGGAUGCCGGAUAUGUCAAACCUGUUACUACAGACUACAUUUUCAUUUCUACUGGACAAACCUUGGAUAUCCUAGUCACAGCAAACCGGAAACCAGGGGAAUACUACAUGAUUGCUACUCCUUACUAUGAUGCAGUAGGGACUGACUUCGACAACAGCACUGCUUCAGCAAUUUUCCAAUACACAGGCAACUACACUCAGAAAGCACCUUACUUUCCGGUGUUUGUUCCAGAUUACGCUGAUAUGGCGUCUGCACGGGCGUUUGUUGAACGGUUAAGGAGCUUGGCAAGUGAAGAACAUCCCAUUGAGGUUCCAAUGGAAGUUGAUACCAGAAUGUUUAUAACAGUUUCGGCCAACCUGAAUCCCUGUCCAAAUGACUCCUGUGCAGGGCCAGAUGGUUACAGGGUCUUGGCAAGCUUAAACAAUAUUAGUUUUGUUAAUCCUGCAAUUGAUAUUCUUGAAGCAUAUUACAGGAACAUAAGUGGGAUCUACAAAACAGACUUCCCAGACAUACCGCCUGUGUUUUUUAACUUCACAGCCGACGACCUGACGACAUCAAAUUACACAUAUACCGAACAGGCAACAAAAGUGAAGGUGUUGAAUUAUAAUGAGUCAGUGGAGAUAAUUUUCCAAGGGACUAAUGUCAUUUAUGGAGGAGAGGAUCACCCAAUGCAUUUGCAUGGGUUUAAAUUUUACCUGAUUGGAUCAGGUGUAGGUAUUUACAAAAACGACACUUCUACAUCGUCAUAUAACUUAUUUGAUCCACCUCGAGCUAAUACAAUUGUGGUUCCAAAGAAUGGAUGGGCAACAGUUAGAUUCAGAGCUGACAAUCCUGGGGUUUGGCUUAUGCAUUGCCAUUUUGAAAGGCAUUUUAGCUGGGGAAUGGAUACCGUUUUUAUAGUGAAAAAUGGAGACACUGCUGAAACAAGUGUUAUGGGACCUCCAGCUAACAUGCCUCCUUGUAAAUACACGCCACUCUUGCACCAUGUAUUUAAUAGUACCGAAGAUGAAUUGGACAACAUCUGAGCUGGGCUUAUCUUCACGCUAGGCCACGGUGUAAGAUUUUGACACAUUUCUCCAUUGUAUACGAAGUAACUACAGCCCAUUUGUUUUGAUAUAUUAAAAAUAGUUAUCAAUU
Rubroshorea leprosula is the source of this 1958-nucleotide messenger RNA. The record is from the annotation of a GenBank genome assembly. Lineage: Eukaryota; Viridiplantae; Streptophyta; Magnoliopsida; Malvales; Dipterocarpaceae.